UGCCUCCUCAUCGGCCAUGUUUGUUAAGGUCAAAAAUAGUAAAGCAAAGGGGACGUGGAAAAGGUUGUAGAGGAGCAGUGAAUACAUCUCACAUAGGACAGCAUGGAGCAGAGGGAACCGUGCGCAGGUCCCGUGCUGGGAAGGUGCAGCCAUUUCGUUCAGAGGAAGAAACGAUAUUGUAAGAUGAUCGUAGGAGAGGGGAAGAAGUUUUGCGGGGAGCAUGCCGAAAAUGGGGAGGAGCACAGCAGCAGAAUCCGGAUGCCUUGUCCUCUGGACCCCAAGCACACAGUUUAUGAAGAUCAGCUCCAAAAACAUCUAAAGAAGUGCAACUCCAGGGAGAAACCUCCACCAGUUUUUUAUGUGCGUGAUGUGAAUUCUGGAGCCGUGGCGGCAGAUAAAGGUCAGGAACAGGUGAGCCUUGGUUCCUUGUCCAAAGAAGAUCUGAGGAGGCUUACAGACACGCUGGUACAGGUCACUGCUGGCUUAGACCCCCCUCGGCCAGACAAGAAACUUUGUCAUCCAGCAUUACACGAAGCUCUGAACGAUCCAGCAAAUGGAGAUUCUGCCUCCAAACAUCUCAAACAGCAGGGCUCUAUUUUGGGUCAUUUGGAAAGGCUGGGUUUGCUUGGUCAGUCUCGUUGUUUUGUAGAAUUUGGAGCAGGCCGAGGAAAGUUGUCACACUGGGUGAACAUCGCUACCGAAGAUGCAGAAAAUGUCCAGUUCCUGCUGGUAGAAAGAGCCACGACUAGAUUUAAGAUGGAUGGAAAACAGAGGAAGUCGACAUUUGAGAGACUCCAUAUUGACAUUCAGCACCUGUGUUUAGAUCGAGUUCCCAGUCUUGUACAGAAACAGCUUCCUGUCAUUGGAAUUGGCAAACACCUCUGUGGAGCAGGCACCGAUUUGGCUCUUCGAUGUCUUGUUCAUAAUUACGUUAAUCCAGAGGGAGAACCCCAGUCGAAGCGCUCCAGAACAGAUGCAGAACAGUCAGUCAGUCUAGCACCCACAAAUCACUGCAGUGUGGAUGGAAUCGUUAUCGCCCUGUGCUGUCACCAUCGCUGUGAUUGGCAGCACUAUGUGGGCAAAGGCUUUUUUGAAAAGCUAGGGCUUGGGCAGCAGGAAUUUGGACUUUUUCAGCGCAUGUCCAGCUGGGCUACAUGUGGCGCUAGAAGACCAUCUCAGGUAGAGAACUCAAGCGGAAAAGGAAACUUUGAGGAUAUAGAAGAGCAUGACCUGGACCGGAAGAACAAUGGCUGCAAUGAAGAAUCUGCUCAAGGGUUACAACUUUCUGUUGAGGAGCGAGAACAUUUAGGACGUCUUUGCAAGCUGCUGAUAGACCGUGGACGUGUAGACUACUUGGAAAGAAUGGGAUAUGAAGCCAGCUUAGAGUAUUAUACGGAGCCAGAGGUAUCAUUGGAGAAUGUUAUACUGACAGCAGUACCUCAGUUACACAAAGCAAACUCUUAAAUUGUGAAAAGUGACUUCAUCUUAUUUACCAAGGUUUUUACUAUGCUAUGCAGCAGGAAACCAAGUCAUCAGGAACAGAGUGGUGCAACGUUGAAGCAUUGUGGCUGUGGUAAAAAGAUUGUGUGCAACUUGCUCAGGAAACCCUGUUCUUCUGCUCCACUAACUGAAUGACGCACAUGGUUGGUGAUGCAUAUUCCUACUUGUGCUUCUCAGGAUUAUAAAGGCAGAUGCAAUAAAUGAAGGGCUCCAUGAUC
Molecule: messenger RNA, 1718 nt
Organism: Bufo gargarizans (Asiatic toad)
Lineage: Eukaryota; Metazoa; Chordata; Amphibia; Anura; Bufonidae
Gene: TRMT13
Product: tRNA methyltransferase 13 homolog
Exons: 11
Coding region: 103-1464 (453 amino acids)
Biological process (GO): tRNA methylation
Source: RefSeq, a predicted model, not a curated record